GGUAUUGGUAUUAAUUUAUCCAUAGUUGUGUAGUCGGCUGCUUUGGUAAAUAGUCUGCGUUACAAAUUGUUUAUAAACAUUUACUAGUUAUGAAUGCAAAGUUACAGCCUUUGAAAAUUAUAAAGCAAACAAGCAAGCAGCCCACUGGAGCAGUUAUAUUUUUCCAUGGCUCUGCUAAGCCACGUCUGGUUCGAUCGCAUCAGCAUCUCCCCGAAUGUGCCAGAACACACAGAAACCCUAGAGACCACAGGAAAGGAUGUCACUGACUUCAUUCGCCAAGAAGUAGUCAAGACUGGCAUCCCUGAAAGUCGCAUUAUAGUUGGUGGAUUCUCAAUGGGUGGAGCGUUAGCAAUGCACAUCGGCUUCCGACUGAUGUCAAAGGUGGCAGGAGUAUUUGCUCUUUCUUCUUUUCUUAGUCACACUUCAUCCAUAUACCAUAGUCUCAAAAGCAUGCAGCGAGAGGACAUAAAAACAUUUCCACCUCUUUUCAUGUGUCAUGGUGACAGAGACAGUCUGGUCCCCCAUGAAUGGGGCAAGAAUACAUUUCAAACACUCAAACAAUUGGGAGUGGAUGGAGAAUUCCACACCAUUCCAAAUGCACUCCAUGAAAUGAAAGAGAAGGAACUGUUGCAGUUGUACGAGUGGAUCAACCGGUGCCUCCCACCCAUGUGACUGCACUUAAACUAAAAUAUAUUUUGUGACAUUCAGGUCUUAAAAUAAACAAAUCUGUUGCUUUGUACAAUUGAUGCAAGAAAA
Messenger RNA from Zootermopsis nevadensis, 756 nucleotides. The record is from RefSeq and is a predicted model, not a curated record. Lineage: Eukaryota; Metazoa; Arthropoda; Insecta; Blattodea; Termopsidae.